Molecule: messenger RNA, 2097 nt
Organism: Rhodofomes roseus
Lineage: Eukaryota; Fungi; Basidiomycota; Agaricomycetes; Polyporales; Fomitopsidaceae
Exons: 11
Coding region: 1-2097 (698 amino acids)
Molecular function (GO): protein binding
Source: RefSeq, a predicted model, not a curated record
AUGAAUGCUGAUCAGAAACGGGCGCCAUCGCCAAAAUUUGCCGCCACGGAUGGGAAGAGGAUCAAGCGAGAUCACGAUUGGGACACCGACGAGGUGCCAUUCACUCUGAAGAAGAGCGACCGUUUAUCUUUCAGUCCAUCUCGAGUGGGCAAACAGAGAGAUCCAACUCGCGGUGCCGAAUUCAGACGUGUCAUACAUCCUCAAUCCCAAUGUGUGAAUACUCUGGUCAUCCAAACAACUCAAGAGUUGGCCGCCGUUGGCAAGCGUCUCGUCCAGGCUCCUCGGCUACUGGAUGAUGGUAUCUUAUUUGACUGGGUGCUUGACUACUCCGCGAAGCGGGAGCCUGUCGAGUCCUUGUUGGCUGUUGCCGGAAUUGAUUCUUGUGCGCUUGGGCCUGCGCUUCAAACAGUUCCGACCCCGGAUCCAGAACAAGGAAGUAGUCGAGACGCUCCUCCCAUGAUCAUUGACCUUUUGUCUGAUCAUGAAAGCGACGUCGACGACAAAACAACCGUGGUGUGCCUCGCUUCGGAUGGUGCCGACGUGACUCACCCCAUUAUCCUUGGUACAGACGAGGUCGAUGAGCAGAACUACUCACUGGCAGAGCCGGAAUCCACGCAGACGGAUGACAGCGACCCUGCUAAAUUGCCCUUGCAUAAUUUCGAGCCUACUACCAACGCAGCCGCAGCCUGUUCUGGACCCAGCACCUUGGCGGCACGUAUAACGAACGCAACUCUUGAGUCUGAGUCUUCACAACAAAGACCACUUCAUGACGUCCGUAACGAGGCGGAAGAUAUAGGUGCUCCGUGUAGGGACCAAACCCCGGACCCAGCAGACUAUGACCAUGACCAGGGGGAUGAACGAGCUGAACGCGAACCACCACAGAGCUAUGCAGACCUUUACGGCUCAUGGAAUAUGCUGGCAUCUAGUGAAGACGAAACUCUGUCGGGAGACGACGAGGAUGAGGGAUCAGCGGAGAGACUCGGUCGUCCGAUCAGACCUCCGGAUGCCGCGGGAAGCGGAGCGGACAAAGAUCUGUCCCCGUCGUCCGGCCGUGGAACUAGGGUACAGGCUCUAGCAGACCGUGACAGUGGACUCUUUGGAGCUAAUGCCCAGAUUGACCGUCAUGAGGUGGGUAUUCCGAAGGCGGAGUUUGCGAGGGCCAGGCGGCUCCUCGCAUCUGUUGACCGAGGAAUUCCCUACACCACGAUUACGAUGCGAGGAGACGCCUCCUUUAUCGAUCAACGACGAUUGUGCAGGCUCUCGGCAUUCUCGUUGCCAUUCUAUCAGCCUGACAAAGCGCCUGCCGCCCUUGUGGCUGAUGCGUGUCUUGUCGAGGACAACAAGGCCAUCGUCGGGUACGAGCAUGGUCCAUGCCAGGCUUCUCUCAUUCUGCUGGGCGAUCAGUAUCGGCCUCGACGUGUGGAUCUGGCGUACCGAGCGCACAAUACUGUGCAGGAGAACCGCACUCUGGGUACAUCUCAUCCUAAUCCCGGCAUCAGUGCGCUUGCUUCCUGCAACGGCUUGCGGCUUCGAUUCCUGUCGGGGGGACAUGACGGGACCGUUCAUUUGUGGACUCUGACAAAUAUGGACGAUGUCUACGAAGCAGAUUCCCGCCGCUUGAACUUGCGUCAACCACGGAGGUGUCAGGCCCUCGCAUAUCGUAACGUCGACGAGACUGUUUUCUCGUGCGCAGGGACUUCAGUAUACGCCGUGAAUAUCUCAGCACAACGUGCGCAGGAUGCUAUCAGGGUCUCUGACGGCCAGAUCCUCCAAAUACACGUUCACCCUCAAAACCCGCAUGUUAUAAUCCUUGAAGUAGAUCACAUGGACCGCCAGGUCCUUGUCUAUGAUAUGCGUAAGAAAGCCUUCAAUCGCCCGCCAACCCUCCAAUUCGGGCACCGUGACGAAGUCGCACAGGACGCCACCCGACGAUUCAUCAAAGGUUCUACACUCAACAGCUUCUUUGCACGUCCGUACAACGAUGGCGACAAGGGGGUCAUCCGUGUCUGGGAUUAUCGCCACACAAAGUGGCAUGUUUUCAGGAAGUACACCCGGCGCCAAUUGUGCACGCGGUUCUUUCUGGAUCCGACGUCCUAG